Pocillopora meandrina is the source of this 393-nucleotide messenger RNA. Lineage: Eukaryota; Metazoa; Cnidaria; Anthozoa; Scleractinia; Pocilloporidae. The record is from the annotation of a GenBank genome assembly.
AUGAAAAAGUCAAAAAGUGCAGGCGAGCUUAAAGUGAGGGACAGCUCGAGAUACGCGAGGGACAUGGAACGUUCAUUCGCUGUUAUUUACCAUAAUCUAAAACGUAUACAAGACGAUAGACAACCGCAGAUAAAACCAUGUAGAAGGCACAGCGUACCUGCAAUGCCCAGUCUGGCCUCAGUGCAAAAACUAGACGAGACAACAUCCGAACAAAGGCGUAGGGAGUCUAAGGAAACGGCACCUUCUCCGAAUUUGAAGAAAAGACGAGUUAGUUUCUCUACUUUAAGCCAAACCAUUCCGAUAAGCUGUAGCUCAAGACCUGCAGAACAAGUGCCUGAUUUACUAGAAACGGAUAGUUGUGAUAAAGCUUCAACACGUAAAGCGUCAUCUUAG